AACAAGAACGAAAAACACUUUCUCACCCACCAAACAGACAAACAUCCAACAAGAAAGGGUUAGGGUUUCCACUUUCUGAUUUCUCUUUUCAAUUUCCCUCCUAUUUUUCCUUUUCCCUCAAUCACAAUUGCAAUGAUUACCGGUUUUCGCUUGGGAAACCGAUUUUUGGCUAUUGGGCUUGGUGUCAGGCGAUUGGUUUUCUUUCAAAUGAGAAGUUUGAUAAAAUUAGAAACAAGACAGAGCUUGUCUUUUCUUCUCUAGAUGUUUGUAUUCGCGGGAAAAUGACUUUUUUUCAGCUCGCUUUAUAUCAGCUUCCACGGAACUUUUCUUUGUGGUUGAUUUAUCCUGGAGGAAUUUAUGUAGCUGGUGGGUGGAGUAAAAAAGAGAGGGGAAAUAUUCAUUGGAGGAUACAAGAUUCAAGAGAGAACUUUUAUAAGUUCUUAUAUGUUCUUUAGAUUCUUUUUUGUAUUUAAUUGUCAGUAAAUAAUUAGAUUGCUUGAGUUUGAAUGCAUAUAUUUAUAAAUGGAGUCAAAAGUUUCUUCACCUUCAAUUCCAAGGAAUAUGGUAAAAUGCUGUGAGUGUGGCCAUCCUUGGAGUACUUGGUUUCGAUCUGUGAAACGAAAAUACGAUGAGUUUGAGACAACAAACAGGUUUUCUGUUCCGGAGAUGGAUCUUGACUCCAAUGCCAAAGUCCAAGUCGAGAAUGAAUGUGCUGCUUUACGGGAGACGGUUAACAGCCAACAGGCUACAAUACAGGAGUUGAAUAGAGAUUUGGAGGAAGAGAGAAAUGCCUCAUCAUCGGCUGCUACCGAGGCCAUGUCGAUGAUAUUGAAGUUGCAGAGUGAGAAGGCGGAGCUCCAAAUGGAGGCACGGCAAUUCAAGAGUUAUGCCGAGGAGAAAAUGGCACAUGACCAGGAGGCCAUAAUGGUAUUGGAGGAUCUGUUGUUUAAGAGAGAGCAGACUAUUCAAGCUCUUACAUGUGAAGCUCAGGCUUACAAGCAUAGGAUGUUGAGUUACGGGCUUACAGAGGAAGAGGUUGAAGGUGAGCCGGACGGGGAGUUUCACAACAUGGCUGAGAACUUUGGUGAUUCAGAAGAUUUUCUUCCAUAUGAUUAUCCACCUCCUAUGUGCAAUUUGAACGAGAAUCCUGAUGAUGAUGUUGAAGAUAUAAAGAAAUAUUCAUUUGUCGAGACCCCCCGAGAAUACUUGAGAAAUCUGGAACAAAGGAUCUGCAUAAUGGAGAGGAAUCUGAGCAGCAGUCAUCUGAGUCAAGGGGAUGGAUGUUACCCUGCAACAAAGAAUGUUUCAGAGAAGGUAAUAGUUGGUCAAUCUCCUAGGCUACCAAGACAUUCAAGGAGGCAUUCGGGUGAUAGUUCAAAUUCGGACCUUCCUAAAGAGACCGGUUCAGAAUUUAUCGGUGAUUCUCCCAGGUUCGACAAUAGCUUCAAGAAGAUGGAGUUCGUUUCAGAAACGGACAAGAUUUCCGGCUCGAGAAGAAUGGAUAAUGCUUCAGAAAUUGAAGAUGAUAUGAGUGACAGAGUUUAUACGAUUGAUUCAAUCCAUACUGGGGUGCCAUAUGAGGGAACCUCCAAGCCUAAACCUGGAGUUGGAGAUUGUGACAAUUAUGGAUACACUCAAAGGGAUGCAUUUGAUCUGCCUGAUGUUUGUGAUCCCGAUAUCAAGAAGCUCUAUGCGAGGCUUCAGGCCCUUGAGGCUGAUAGGGAAUCAAUGAGACAAGCAAUAAUAUCGAUGCGAACUGAAAACGCACAGUUGGUAUUAUUGAAGGAAAUAGCUCAACAUUUGUGCAAGGAAAUGUCACCUGAAAGACCAGUGACUGUGAGGAAGCCAUCUAUUCUUGAAAGCCUUCCCUUCCAGUCAUUCUUCAAGUGGAUUAUAUCCUUAUUUUUCUGGAAGCGGAAUCGUCGAAGCAAGUACCCGUAUGGAUUGUCACCAAACAACAUAGGUCUGCUAAUGCUUCUGGACAAGGGGCCUCGACUGAGGCAGUGGAGAUGCAUUUUAAGUACACAAGUGUGAAAAAAGAUUCAUCUCAGCAUGACGAUGAAACCAAUAACCGUAAUGGCGAUUGAAUAAGCAUUCAUGUAUAGGCUCCAUUGGAGCAGCUUUUGGCAUAUUGUUCGACGUUCUUUCA
Molecule: messenger RNA, 2149 nt
Organism: Hibiscus syriacus
Lineage: Eukaryota; Viridiplantae; Streptophyta; Magnoliopsida; Malvales; Malvaceae
Product: myosin-binding protein 7-like
Exons: 4
Coding region: 523-2034 (503 amino acids)
Source: RefSeq, a predicted model, not a curated record